GGCUUCAGUAUAUCGAGCUCAGAACGUUGUUAGGUUUGCAGAAUGUAUGUAGCAGUGGGGUUAGUGUUAAUAUGUUUCGUGGUACUAGUUGUGUGGUCAACCUGGUUCAGGCAGAAACCUGAUGCACCUCCUUUGAUGCCUGGCUCGCUCCCGAUUAUUGGACAUUCCCACCUCAUUUUCGGAGACCGUAAACAUCUCUGGCACUUCAUAAAACAUAUCAACGAAGUAUCCUUCGAACAUGGCGGAGCUAUUGAAUUUUGGUUGGGCGCCCAAAGAUUUUAUGUUUUAUCCGAUCCAGAGGAUUGUCUUACACUGGCCAACACUUGCUACAGCAAACCUUAUAUCUAUGACUUCGCUAAGGACUUCUUGAACAAUGGACUGAUUACUGCUGAAGCCCCAGUAUGGAAAUCACAUCGCAAAUUAUUAAAUCCUGCAUUCAACCAACAAGUAUUGAACACAUUUGUUGAUGAAAUGAACAAGCAAGCUCGAAAUCUUGUUUCGAAUUUGAGCAAUGAAUUGGGCAAAAAACCUUUCGACAUUCGACACUACUUGGUUAACUUUACACUGUCUACUGUUAGCCGAACUUCACUCGGUCUAACAGCUAAAGAACAGAAGAUAAUAGACCGAGAGUACGCCGAGGCUAUUGAAGAUUUGUUGGCUCUGUACUGUGACAGAGCUCAGAAAGUUUGGCUGCACGUCGGAUGUGUGUUUAAAUGGAGCGAAAUGAAACGCAGACAAGACAGACUAACGAAAACAUUAAAGAACAUCAUUAAUCCUGUAAUAUUGAAAAGAAAAUCGGAGAUGGCGACCAAGCAAGAAACUACACGCUAUGAGGAUGCACCUGGUAAAUUCAAACCAGUUCUGGACCAUAUGCUUCAAAUGGCCCAUGAGCAAAAUGUUUUCUCCGAUGAAGAUAUCAGGGAACACUUAGAUACUCUGGUAGCAGCAUCAUAUGAUACGACGUCUUCAGCUAUGACCUUUAUGCUCUUGGUGAUAGCAUCUUACCCAGAAAUACAGAACCGAAUUUACAAUGAAAUACAAGAAGUGUUGCAGAACAAAGACGAUGAUUUUUCAAAACACGAUCUGCAAAAACUCGUUUAUUUAGAUGCUGUUGUUAAGGAAUCGAUGAGAGUGCACACUGCCGUUCCAUUUAUGGCUAGAAAAGUUGACGUGGAUGUUAAACUGAAAAACUGCACGUUACGUGCCAACAGUACUUGUGUAAUUGGGGCUCACGCUCUUCACCGUCACCCACUCUGGGGUCCUGACGCAAAAGAAUUCAAACCAGAGCGCUGGUUGAACCCCAGCACCUUGCCUGACAACCCUGUUGUUUUUGCUGCCUUCGGUGUUGGCAAACGAAACUGCAUAGGAAAAUUAUUCAGUAUUCUGAUGAUGAAGACGGCGUUAGCACACAUCGUCCGACAAUAUCAAAUUUCUGGCGAUAUCCACAAUAUAGAAUGUGAAUUCGACGUAGUUGUAAAACCGGUAACGGGUCACCAUAUUGGUUUGAAAUUAAGAUCUUAG
Spodoptera exigua (beet armyworm) is the source of this 1521-nucleotide messenger RNA. NCBI's taxonomy places the organism in Eukaryota, Metazoa, Arthropoda, Insecta, Lepidoptera, Noctuidae. The record is from the annotation of a GenBank genome assembly.